This is a messenger RNA of Alosa alosa (allis shad), 2912 nucleotides long. Its product is annotated as receptor-interacting serine/threonine-protein kinase 2. Lineage: Eukaryota; Metazoa; Chordata; Actinopteri; Clupeiformes; Clupeidae. Bases 142 to 1752 code for a protein of 536 amino acids. Gene Ontology annotation, biological process: protein phosphorylation; regulation of apoptotic process. Gene Ontology annotation, molecular function: JUN kinase kinase kinase activity; ATP binding. The record is from RefSeq and is a predicted model, not a curated record. The transcript has 11 exons.
CAGCACCCCAACCCAAAACAAGUCGCUCCCAAGCUAGAGUGUUGGUCUCAUAGCCUACUUCUGCGAAGCGGUGUAAAUGUAAGUCUGUAGAGCUAAGCAGUGGUGUGUGCUCUGCAUGAUAUUAAUUUGAGGAUCCGAAGAAUGGAUAAUCUUCUUCACCAGUUGCCACAGAUUGAAGAGGGAGAUAUUCUGAAUUUGACUCUGACAGCGACUAGCGCAGAAGCUUCCCUGCGGGGCAGAUACAAGGGCACAGGGCGGCUUGUAGCGGUGAAACUAUUGCCAAGUCAUUCUACAUCUCAAAGUGGUGGUGAGAGAGUGAGGAACACCUUACAACCACACCAGGUGAAGGCUGAGAGACUUUUGGUUCCGCUUGGUGUGUAUCGGACGCGUUUCUUCUCUGGUCUGGUGUCGGAAUGGAUGACAGAGGGAUCACUGCAUUUACUCCUACAUGAGACAAAGCUGUACCCUGAAUUCCCCGUCUGCCUCCGCUUGCGCUUGCUCUGUGACGUUGCAGAGGGCCUGUCUCACCUUCACUCGAUCCCUCUUCCUCACCUGGCCCUCAGAGCCACGCACGUUCUCCUGGACCAGCAAUACCGCGCCAAGUUAUGCGAUUGGGGGCUGCCAGAGUCCUACCCCUCUCAAAGGGUCAGGCCCUGCUACAGAAACCUGGCCUACUUCUCACCAGAAGCAUUGCAUGGGAGUGGGAGUUCAGUGAAAACGGACAUGUACAGUUUUGGCGUCCUUCUUUGGGAAACAUUAAACAGACAACACACUUCUGAAGAUUUGGUACAGCAGCAGUUAAUAUUGCAUGGUGCAGAGCAAAGUUUGGAGCAGGGAUCAGAAAGCAGUUUGUUGCCGUCAGAUACACCCCAUCUCCAUGCCCUCACUGAGCUUGCUUUGAGUUGCUGGAACAGUGACCCCGAGAGACGUCCAUCUGCGGAAGACUGUAUUGGGGUCCUGAGAAUGGCCUUGCUUUCCUUUGACCCCAUGGCCCCAGGCAAAGCUGCUCUCCACUUGAAGGAGAUUAAGGAGAGGGCACUGCUGAGCUGUCAAGACUCACCAGCCUGGGAAAUUCCCAUUGAGCUGAACAAUCUUGAGAACUCUGCUGACUACAAGUUCAUGCAUUCCAAAACGCUGCCCAUGGAUAUCCCACGGCCUCCCUUACAGACUCCUACAUCGUCUGGAAGUAGCCCCAGCAAAGGCUCUCCUCUUCCCUCACCCCCCAGGAAUGGCCAACACAGGCGAGGCUGCUUCGGUGGGAAGAACCAGACCUCACCGUGCUCAGAAUCUCCCAAGGCCAGAGUCCAGUUGACCGGCAGAGCUUUAACAGUAUCCCCCCCUUUUAAGAGCCCCUCUCCACCCAGCUCCAACUCCAGCUCCAGAUCCACUCCCAUGGCACCUUCCCAUGCCCAGGCCAGAUCUAAGAACCCGGGCCUGCCGAGCUCGUCUCCCCUGCGCCGUGUGAGCUGCUGUGGCCUGCUGCUGGAGCGGCGUGAGCUCAUUGUCAGGUGGAUGACAGAGGGGCGCCUCAACCACCUGCUGGACGUGCUUCGCUCUCGCCAGGCCCUGAGCCACGAGGCCUACGAGAUCAUCACCGCCGCGGUCACUCUGGCGGCCCGCACACGCUGCAUGCUCGACACCUGCUGCUGCCUCGGGGAGAGGGUCGCCGCCCUGGUGGCGGUCACGCUCGGGCUGGUUUCUGCCACCUCCACCACCAUUGCCACCAGAGACAGAACUCAACUGGCUCACUGAAUCAGACAUUUUGGGAGUGCUGAUGACAGAGAGGCCAAAUUGAUGUGGAAAAAUGAAGAUGACAAAAAAGAAAAGAUCCAUCUUUUGCCCUUCCUGCUUUUGACUGUGUUACAUUAGGAAGCCAUAAGGAAAGAGUGAUCUUGAACUUCUUCCACUUAUUUUGAAGGGUCACUAUAAGGACUCUUAAUAACUGUAUGUAUUUACACAUGGAUUUCUUGCUUAGUUCUCAUAUAAAAAAACGUCCAAGUGUGUAUAAACACCAGAGUGUGUUGAGCACAAACACUGAAUGGACAGAAAGAGGACUUUGAGGACUGAGGAGCUGAACUAGCUGACUGUUUUAUCUUAACAGAAACACAGGCACUUAAACACGACUGAUGGGUGUGCCAAUGAAACUGACAAAAUGUGAACCUGAUAACAUUUGUUGUUAUGUUCCAUGCCACCUACCAGUAUAUACACCAUACACUUAAAACCAAUGUGGAGACAUUGUGGAAGUAUUUAAUCAGUGAAGGUGUGAAAGCUAUUAUCUUAAUGAAGAUGAAGGACACUCUCAGAACAGACGAAACCAAAGACUUUUGAAGCUUAUAAGUCUGUCUGUCAGAUUGUCUUAUGUGAGUGAUGUGUCACUUGCUAUCACCUGAUUAACUUUAUCAGGUGAUGUGGAUGCCCCACAUAGAAACAAAGUGUAUUUAAUGGCUCUUGUAGGUUUGGUGAAAGACUUAUCUAUCUGUAGUUUUUAUAAAACAUAUAUAUUUGCUUUGCAUGCUUUCCAGUUUCCUUUUCUGUUUUAAAUGCAUUUUAUCUUUUUGUGUUAAUUGUUUUUCAUGAUUUUCAAAAGGAUGAAAUAAUAUCAGUGAUCUAAACUUUAAAUCUAAACUUUGUUUUUCUGUACUGAGAGAACAAAUCUACACCUUUUGCUGGGGAAAUGUUCAUUGUAGAAAUGUAUGCACCUUACAGAAUUAUACAUCCAAACUGAUUUUAAUGUUUACUUUGCAUUGUGCCAUUAAGCACCAUUUUAAUAUGGAUAUAUCUGUUUUAUGUGGUCCUUUACGUACGGUUUUCCACAUGCUUGUGCUGAGUGGGGAGUCUGGGGACUAUGUGCUGAUGUACUGCUGUAUCUUGUAACAAGAGACUGGGUCAAAUAUAUUUUAUCCAAAAUUCCA